UGCGUGAUGGCAGGCAGCAGGAAAGUUGACAAGUAUUCUAUACUUUUACCAACAUACAACGAACGAGAAAAUCUUCCCAUCAUCAUAUGGCUGAUAGUUAAAUACUUAGACGAGAGUGGGGUGGACUAUGAGAUCAUAGUGAUUGACGACGGGUCCCCAGAUGGCACUUUGGAGGUUGCAAAGCAGCUAGAGGAAAUUUACGGAAAAGACAAGAUACUGCUAAGACCAAGAGCCAAAAAGCUUGGAUUAGGUACGGCAUACAUUCACGGCAUGAAGCAUGCGACGGGGGACUAUGUGAUCAUUAUGGACGCCGAUCUCUCUCAUCACCCAAAGUUCAUUCCACAGUUUAUCGAGAAGCUCCACGAGGGAAACUAUGAUAUCGUGUCAGGGACACGAUACAGUGGGUCCGGAGGAGUAUAUGGCUGGGAUCUGAAGCGAAAAUUCAUCAGUCGAACUGCGAACUACAUCGCUCAGAUUCUGCUGCGACCGGGAGCAUCUGAUCUUACCGGCAGUUUCAGGCUGUACAGGAGGGACGUGCUGCAGCAGCUGGUAGACUGCUGCAUCUCCAAGGGCUACGUCUUCCAGAUGGAGAUGCUGGUGCGUGCGCGAAGCCUCGGCAUGAGCCUCGGCGAGGUCCCGAUCAGCUUCGUCGACCGCGUCUACGGAGAGUCGAAGCUCGGAGGCAGCGAGAUCGUUGCCUACGUGAAGGGCCUGUUGCAGCUGUUUGCCACCACGUAGCGAGAGUGAGCGAGUGCACGCGGGGUGGCAGGGGGUGGAGGAGGGUCCGAGGACGGAGGAAGAGAGAUUGUUACCUACGUGAAGGGCCUGCUGCAGCUGUUUGCCACCAUGUAGCGAGAGCGAGCAAGUGCACGGGGGUGGCAGGGGGUGGAGGAGGGUCCGAGGUAGGCUUAGAUACAAAUAUCUCGAAAAAUGGCCUAAAUAUGU
Molecule: messenger RNA, 945 nt
Organism: Priapulus caudatus
Lineage: Eukaryota; Metazoa; Priapulida; Priapulimorpha; Priapulimorphida; Priapulidae
Product: dolichol-phosphate mannosyltransferase subunit 1-like
Exons: 8
Coding region: 7-738 (243 amino acids)
Biological process (GO): protein O-linked glycosylation via mannose; GPI anchor biosynthetic process
Cellular component (GO): endoplasmic reticulum membrane
Molecular function (GO): dolichyl-phosphate beta-D-mannosyltransferase activity
Source: RefSeq, a predicted model, not a curated record